UGCGGUUGAGAGUCGGAGCCCGCGAGCAACAUGCCGGAACAGAGCAACGAUUACCGGGUGGCCGUGUUCGGAGCAGGUGGUGUUGGCAAGAGCUCCCUGGUCCUGAGGUUUGUGAAGGGCACGUUCCGGGAGAGCUACAUCCCCACCGUGGAGGACACCUACCGGCAGGUCAUCAGCUGCGACAAGAGCAUCUGCACGCUGCAGAUCACGGACACCACCGGCAGCCACCAGUUCCCCGCCAUGCAGCGGCUGUCCAUCUCCAAGGGCCACGCCUUCAUCCUCGUGUACUCCAUCACCAGCCGGCAGUCCCUGGAGGAGCUCAAGCCCAUCUACGAGCAGAUCUGCGAGAUCAAAGGGGACGUGGAGAGCAUCCCCAUCAUGCUGGUGGGGAACAAGUGCGACGAGAGCCCGAGCCGCGAGGUGGAGAGCAGCGAGGCGGAGGCCCUGGCCCGCAGGUGGAAGUGCGCCUUCAUGGAGACCUCGGCCAAGCUCAACCACAACGUGAAGGAGCUCUUCCAGGAGCUGCUCAACCUGGAGAAGCGCAGGACCGUGAGCCUCCAGAUCGACGGGAAGAAGAGCAAGCAGCAGAAGAGGAAAGAGAAGCUCCAGGGCAAGUGCGUGGUCAUGUGAACGCCUUCCCGUGUCCCCGUCACCGCACCUUCCCUCUUCCCCGGGAAACCCGCCGCCGCCAGGGCAGCAUGUCAGAUGCCCACACGUUAACUAUCUCAUUUUGACCGAGACACGCCCUAUUGUCCUUAAGAGGCAUUCCACACCACCCACAAUAAGCCCCUCUCCGGAACCAGGGAAUCCGCCAGACGGUCCAGCGAAAACCCACGUGCCGGCGUGGC
Messenger RNA from Eptesicus fuscus (big brown bat), 848 nucleotides. RefSeq names its product DIRAS family GTPase 2 (gene DIRAS2). The record is from RefSeq and is a predicted model, not a curated record. The transcript has a single exon. Gene Ontology annotation, molecular function: GTPase activity; GTP binding; GDP binding. Bases 31 to 630 code for a protein of 199 amino acids. Gene Ontology annotation, biological process: signal transduction. NCBI's taxonomy places the organism in Eukaryota, Metazoa, Chordata, Mammalia, Chiroptera, Vespertilionidae. Gene Ontology annotation, cellular component: plasma membrane.